Prorocentrum cordatum is the source of this 571-nucleotide messenger RNA. Lineage: Eukaryota; Dinophyceae; Prorocentrales; Prorocentraceae. The record is from the annotation of a GenBank genome assembly.
GCGCCCCGCAAGGCAGUCCGGAUCGUCAUCUCCAAGACGCGCGGGCAGAAGGCGAUGCAGAAGCUCUGGUUGGCGAGGGCCAGGAAGCUGCAGUGCUCCUUCUGUGCUGCUGCCGUGGCCGACUGGCAAUCUCAACGUGCGCGCUGCGGCCUCCUUGCCGUCGGGCGGUGCAGCGCCGUCAAGCGCGUGGAAAAAUGCCACGGGAAAUGGCUGCAGGCCGAGCUGCCGUGCGACCAGUUCUCGAUCGACCGCCCCGGUGGCGCCCUCGGGUGCAACCGGGCCCGCGGGCCCACGCUGGCGGCCUCGUUGGCGCCGCAGUCCGGCUCCUCCGGGGGCGUCUGCUGCACUUUUGGAGUUCGGCUGCACCGCCAGUCACAUGGCGGCGCUUGUGCCGCAGAGGAGUUCUACGCCGAGAAGUGGCGUUGCGCGGUCAUCGACGCCCUGGGCAAUCGCCGCCAACUCGUUGGGCCGGCGCCACCGAUGGGCCUUCGCGACGCCGCGGCCCCCCCGGACGGCUUAUUGAAGCCCGCCGCAGCUGCAGAUCGUUUCUUAAAUUUCAGCGUUGCUGCAU